Aspergillus saccharolyticus JOP 1030-1 is the source of this 705-nucleotide messenger RNA. Its product is annotated as cytochrome P450. Gene Ontology annotation, molecular function: oxidoreductase activity, acting on paired donors, with incorporation or reduction of molecular oxygen; iron ion binding; heme binding. NCBI's taxonomy places the organism in Eukaryota, Fungi, Ascomycota, Eurotiomycetes, Eurotiales, Aspergillaceae. Bases 1 to 624 code for a protein of 207 amino acids. The transcript has 3 exons. The record is from RefSeq and is a predicted model, not a curated record.
AUGACUGAUGACACGGUUACCCGACUCUCCUACUCAGGGAUUGACAUGAAAACAGACCAAUGCGGAAAUCAGACUGAGUCCAGAUCACAGAGCAUCUCCUCUGGAAAUGAGACAUCGAAGAUCUCGUCAAUUGCAGGUAUUUGUGCUGCUUGGAGAGUGCGGCAAAUGAUGAAUGCUUUCUCUCGUAGCCUACCUAAAGCACUCCAUUUGGGCUCCCCUGCGAGAACCGCCAAAGAUGAUAUGAUUUUGCCCGGUGGGUACAAACUUCCCGAAGACUCUGUCGUUGUGGGGGCAUUGCACCACCUGCACAAUAACUCAAAUGUUUGGGACAAUCCUGCGCGCUUUGACCCGGACCGUUGGGAUACAGAGGUCGUUAAAAACCGUCACAAGACCGCUUAUAUUCCUUUCGCGACGGGUCCGCGGAUGUACAUUGGCUUCAACUAUGCGCUUCAAGAGGUCAAGGUCUUCCUGCCUGAGUUAAUUUAUCGAUACAAGUUCACCCGGGAAGGAGAUUCAACUCAACUCAUCCGAGCAAACAGUCUCUACGUGAGGGCCGAACGGCGGGUGAAAUGGCCUCCAAAGACGGAUUUCAGGCCGACGGCUUCAUUAGAGUUAGUCGGAUGAUUCUUGACUCUUACGUUCUUGUACAUAAUGAGCUUUUUGAGAAACCCUAACCCUUGAUAUUCCUCAACUUGUGCCCUUUUU